Molecule: messenger RNA, 6351 nt
Organism: Cryptosporidium ubiquitum
Lineage: Eukaryota; Apicomplexa; Conoidasida; Eucoccidiorida; Cryptosporidiidae
Product: sacsin like HSP90 chaperone
Exons: 1
Coding region: 1-6351 (2116 amino acids)
Source: RefSeq, a predicted model, not a curated record
AUGGUGCACAAUGAUCAAGCCAAGGAACACAUUGAAGAAAUAAGACAGAACCUGUUUGUAUCAAAUAAAUCCCAAAGGGACAGACAAGACAGAUCAAUAGGAAUAUUAUCAAAUGAACUUUAUUCAUCUUUUGGACGUGUAUUACUGGAACUUCUUCAGAAUGCUGAUGAUUCCAACUUCGAUAUGGAUAAAGUGGAUGAGAAUACUCCUCAAGUUUAUAUCUUGUUAAGAUGGGACUGCUUGGUAUUUCAUGUUAAUGAGAAGGGAAUGACACGUGAAAAUAUAGAAUCGGUUUGUGAUAUUGGUAAUUCAUCAAAAAAAAAUACACAAUCAAGGUAUUUUACUGGAGAAAAAGGUAUUGGAUAUAGGUCAUUAUUUAAGAUAACUGACAAUCCAGGUAUAUAUAGUGGUGGUUAUUCAAUUAAAUUUUCUAGCAAGCCAGAUAAAGAAAUUGAGUUGAGCUAUAUUGUUCCAAAAUGGGAAGAGCCAUCAGAUUUUCCAGAGGUAGUUAGAACAAUUCAUUCAAACAUUAGUUUAUACGGCACUCCUUGGAAGACGGAUAAUAUAGGAUUUGAAUUUGGGGAUAAGUUUGAAAAGAAUUCAAACAAUUUGGGAACACUGCACUAUCUUCCAUUUGGGAAGAACAUGAAACAAAAAUUCUCAUCCAUUUUAUCAGCAAUCCACGAUACUUUUGUACAUGACAUUCUUCUCUUUUUGAGGAAUAUUAAAUCAAUAGUGAUAGAUGUAGAGCCUAGAAAAGGCUCAGAAUUUUGCUCCAAUAAAAAUAAUACAACGUUUCCGUUAUUAAGAAGAAGACUAACUUCAAUUGAGUUGGUUUCAGUUCCUGAUGUUUCUAAAAUGCUGGGUGAAACUUUUAGCCUGGAUAAAUUUAAAGAUGACAUUUUUUCUUCAAUUAAGAGUUUCAAGUUUGUAAGAAUUGAGGUAUCUCAGUUUGAUGACGAUGAUUUAGAUUUUAAUAAAGAAAAACUUUUAAGAGAAAGUUUGAUUUCUUCUAAAUACCUUAUUGUAGACUGGGAAAUCCCAAUUUCAGAUGAACAAAAGCUUGAGAAUGCCACUCUCAGAGAUAGAGUUACAAGAUCUUCAACUAUAUGGUCAAUUGCUCUUCCUCUAUUUCAUUCUAAUUCAAAGCUUGAAAUAAAUAAAGAUGAGCGGAUAAUAAGCUCAUCGUCAUUCUCUUUGGGAUCUUCAACUUUUGGAAAGCACAAAAGACUCGCGGGAAAGUUGUUUUGUACAUUCCCUUUGAGUAAUAGAAUCCACCUUCCUUUUCAUGUUAAUAUUCAAGACUUGAUUUUGACUGCAAAUAGAGAGGAUAUAAUUGCUGAUAAUGUCUGGAAUUCUACCAUUUUAGAUGUAAUUUUCAGAAGACAGAUCCCACAAUUUGUUGCUAACAUGAUUAAUCCAGUAUUGUCAUCCUCAACAAAAAUUUGUCUAAUUAACCAAAGAUAUUCACUAUUUAUGGAUAAUUUACUCACUGCUAAGUCUUUGCCAUUGCUAACUAUGCAGGAGUCAAGCUUUAGCGAUAACUUGAAGCAUUUCAUUUUAAAAACCUCAGAACUGAUUAAAGUAAGUUGGAUUCCACCAAGACUAGAUGAACAAAAUCAAACUCAAAGCUGUUCAUUAUCUUCAAUCUGCGCUAACGAACUGGUUAAGGAGCCCAUAUUUAUAAAAAUUGACGGUUCAUUUUGCCAUCUUGAUAAAUUGUCUAUUAAUAUUCAACUCAGCGACCUUUGUUCAAAAAAAAAUACAAAUAAUGAAAAAUUGUGUAUUUUUUGUAAUCUGCAUUGGAAUUUUCUCUACAUGUUGAAUGUCCACAUGGGACCGGUAUUGCACCCCACGUUCUUGGGCGGGAACAUUUGCAUGCAUUAUGUUUGCAUGAGGCCUUUGCAAAUGUUGCAGGUUUUAGUAGUACAGAUAAUAUCAUCAUAUAGUGUAAAGAAUGUUAAUAUAUUCGAGUUUUUUUCAAAAUUGAACCCUUUGGAUUUUUUGAAGAGUAUUUCUGACGAAGCAUUACUAAUAUUGUAUAGUUAUUUAUUUUUUCAAAAAGGAGAUGCAGAUAUUUUUGAAGGAAAUGAGAAAUUUUUAAGUUUACCAAUAAUACCUACAAGAGGAAAUGGACGAAUUCCUAUGGAAAAGAUGAAUAUGAUGAGAAUUUAUAUCUCAGAUGAAUCGUUUGACAAUUAUUUUCGAGAGCAUGAAUUACAAAAGUACUCAGCAAUAAUAGGAAAAGUAUGCCCAUUUGAGUUUUUUAGUGAUACAGUCUAUAGAUUAGCUCCAGUAAAAAUAAGGAAUUUAUUUGUGGAAGCUUUUAAGAUUGAGAAAUUAACUCCAUCCGCUUUUUUCAAAUUGAUUGCCGAACAAAUUGAUGUAUUAUUGGAGAAAGGAUGGGAAAAUGCAAUUAACAUUGACAUACACAAAUUGCUACUCAAAAUAACGCCUCUUGCAAUAGAGGAGGCAAGUAUCCUGGGAAGUGAUAAUAGGUUCCUAAUUAGGCUUCCUAUUGUAGUUCAGACUUAUUCUCCUUCAUUUUUAAAGGCUUUGCUGUACAAUAAGGAUCUUCCAAAAAGCUAUGCAAGUGAAGAAGAGCUGUUAAACAAGAACAAAUUGGCCAGGUGUUCUAAUAUUAUUACGUCUAAUUGGAAAUGUAGCAGGUGCAAGAAGGUGCCCAACAAAGAGGAAGAUAUGGUACAUCCUACUUCUGUAGCAUUGAGGAUGUCUCAGGUAAGCAAGUCAUUGACUGCAUUAAUACUACUUCAUUCUAACUGGGAGAGAUCCAAUAAGUUUCGUUCAAAGCCGAAUUUAAAUACGGCUGAAGUUAAGGCUGCAAAUAACAGUAAAAAUAAUGUACAAGAUAAAGCAUUAAUUGGUGGUUCAGAAAAAUCAUUUGAAUACAAGGGCUUAACAAUAGUUCCUCCCUUAUGGCCUCCUUUAGUUGAAUGGGUGUUUCCAAAAGUAUCUGACAGGUUUCAUUUUGUAGAGAUUUCUUCUGAUUAUAUUGUUCAUGAUCCGGGUAAUUCAAGUGAGAAUGAUAAAGGGUUGGCAUUCAGGUUGUUUAUCAAUAAAUUCAUUAACCUGCUUGAACAAUGGUAUGUUGGAUGUAACUUUGAUAGAUUACCUCCGAAAACAGAUGCAUCUCCAUUAAGUUGGAUGGUUAAUAAAAAUACCUACCCAAUAAGCCAAUCACAUUGUUUCUAUUGUAAGCAUUUGAUUUAUUUAAUGAGAGCCGGAGCAGUCAUCCAAAUAGCUAAUGAGUAUUCAAGACGUUCCUAUAGUUCAUCUUUUUUAAAUAAAAUCUUGUCAAGUUACCCAUGGAUACCAGUUUCACUGAAUAAUGACAAGUAUUUUAGUUAUUAUAUGAGUCAGGUAAAUAAGGAACAGAUAGAAAACUGUGAUAUGGCAGAUUUUAAUGAAGAUUUGUUAUUAAGCAGGCCAAAUGAGUUGUUUAUUCCCAAGAUUAAUAAGAACUUAGACGGAAUUAUAAAGCAUAUAUCUCAGGUUGUAUUAAAUUUAUUGCCAGUAACUUUAAGAAAUGGAUAUAAGAAUCAAAAAUCACGUGAAAACAAUGAAUAUUACUCCGCUCAUUAUACAUUAAAUAGAACCGAGGAAGAUAUUGGUAAAGAGUCAAAAUUAAUAUCAGAGACUUUGGAAGAAAUUGGUGUCACUACUCAGAUUUCCUCUAUAUCUCUAAUCAAGAUUUUGCGAGAUUAUAAGAGAGUAAUGGGUUUUAGGGACGGAGAAAAAGUUCAAAAAAACAUUCAAGUUAUGUUAAGACCUUCUUAUGGACCUGAUUUAAGGCAUAUAGUAGAAUUAGCAAUUUUUGGAUUUGGAAUAACUCAAGAAAACUUGUUUAAUUCAGAUUGGUGGCCUUCUUUGGUAGAUGAAUGGUCGAAUUUUGAUGAUAAUUCUCAGGAAAAAAAUCAUCAAAGCCCUUCUGAUAUUGAGAUAAUCUCUGACAUUUACUAUAUGUUAGGCCACCAGACAGAUUUUGAUAUUUCAAUGGAUAUUAAAAAGGUAUUUUACAAUGAAAGUUUGCUCUAUAUACCCUUGAUGAAGAGUACAUUAUAUAAUUGGGUACCAGUUGAUUACAAUAAUAUGGUUUGGUCAGAUCCAUAUGAUUUCUUUCAUGGAACUUUUAUUGUUUUAAGCAAGUUUAUUAAUAAAAGUAGACUCAAAAAUUUAAGACCGUUUUUUUUAUCUUUGGUUUCUGAGCAGCCAGUACAUCACCAUUAUGCUAAUUUAUGGUUAAGAGAGUGCCCUAAUUUACUUAAAGAUGAAUCUAGAGAGGGAAAAAUUAAGUUUGAAUCAUUCAUUAAUAUUUCGAUCAGUAAAUUCUUGCCAGUGUUUCAAAAAAUGAACCAAUCUAGAAAAAAUUCAUGGUGGAAUGAGUUUUUGAAAAAUGCAAGGGUACCAAUUAAAGGAAUGCACAAAUUUCUUAAGCGUGAGGAUUGCUGUGUGGAAGAUUUUCCCAUUGGAAAUUUGAGAAGUGAUAGUUUUCAAAUUCCAGUAGCAAUUUCAUAUUCCCCAAGCUCUCAAUUUUUCUAUAAGGACGUUUUAAAACUAAAGACACUUUCAGAAUGUUACAGAGCGACAUAUAAAGUUAAUUGUAAGCACAAUACAACAGAUUUCUUAAGAUUUGUAAACAAAGGAACAAAUAAAAUUUGGUUAAACUUAGAAUUCUGGGGGGUUUUGAUGCUCUUGUUUAAACACAAUUCUUUGGACAUUUAUUUGUCAAUUAUGAGAAUAUUAGAAGAGAAAAAGAUCUACGAUAAUCAACAGCAUUCACCAGAUAAUAAUUCAAACCACUCAGUUACCAAUUGUGAGUUUUGUGUAUCGGAGAAUGAAAUAUUUAACCAGAUUUCUAAUUCUUAUGACUGUAAACCACUUUCAGUCUCUGAAAAGUUCUCAAAUAUAACAGAAGGAGUUGCUUAUACUAUAGCUAAUUGGCUUAUUUCAUUUGUAAAUACUUAUGAAGUUGAAGUGGACGAUAUUGAACUCAACUUUGAUCUUAAUCUUAGAGAUCUUAACUUACCAAAAAACAGCAGAAAAAAAAUUGGAGUAUUAUAUAGACAGAUCCCCAAUAAAAAUUCAGCUUCUAUAUUGUUUGUAAAUAAAAGUAUGGACAAAACUAACCAGCUUAAAGAUUUAUAUACUUUACUGUUAGAUCCAUUAAAGGAUUUGACAAAUCUUAACAAUAUAAUUAAUAUAGACUUGUAUGAACUUUUGAUUCUUUCUAGCUCACAAAGACUUUUACUACUUUCAAAACAUAUUCAAACUGUAGAUGAUAUGAGCAAUAGGAAAGGAGAAUGUUUCACAAUGGAGAAUGUGGUUAAAGAAGGUUUGGAGCUACUGAAAAAGUGUUGUAGAGAUGAAUGCUUGUCGAGAAAAAACACAAAUAAUAGUCAAAAUUCAUUAUAUAUUGAAGCAAAUAAUUUAUUAAGUGAAUUAUCUAAUACAAGAGGUAAACAUAAGGCUGAACAUUUUACAUGUAUUAAAGGUAAUAAUAAUACUGUUAAUAAAGAGGAAAUGAGCGAAAAUAAAAAUGAAACAGAUUGCAAUUUAGACUCAAUUAUAAAAGAAUAUAUAAAGCAAAAUCCUCUCUCAUUAGCAAGUAUAACAGAAGAAAGGAUGAAUAUAGAAAAAAUCACAAAAGUGGUGGGAUUUUGGGGUGAGAAAGUUUCUUUUGAUGUAAUAAUCCCAAAUGCAAUUUCACGUAAGCUGGCUUUGAAAUCUAUUGACCAUAGCUUAAUCGAAGAUUAUUUAUCCAGAAAUUUUGUGAGUAGUUAUUUUGAAAACGAUGUAAUAGAUAUGGAAGAUUACAAGAAUUGGACAGGAAUUGAGGACAUGAAAAUUGAGGAUAAGAAUGCAUUGCAAGAUCAUCGGAGGGACUCAUUUAUAAAAUGUAAGAUCAAGUGUUUCAAAGAGUCAGAAACAACAACUAUUAAACUAAUUUGGGUGAAUUCUCUAAGUGAGAGUUUUCUUCCUUAUGAUUUUAUUUUGUUAAGAGAACACAAUUCUGGAGAAGAUUUAUCAAUUCCUCAAAAUCACAAACAACAAGUUCUGGCUUUAAUAGAAGUAAAAACAACAAAACUACCAAUUUGGCAGUUUAAUAUAUCUGGGAAUGAACUUUCAUCCGCCAGGAGUGCUGGAAACAAAUUCAAAUUAUUAUUAAUUAAGGAUGCAGGAUCAAGUGAGUCACAAUGGACUCUAAUUGACAAUCCUGAAAAGUUUAUUCAAGAAAGUUGCAAUUUAAUUAGUGGAGUUUUCGAGGCAAAUUUUAAUGAUGAAUGUGAUUUUAAUUCAAAUACUUCAGGUGUAUUGGACAAUAUGUAUUAA